Messenger RNA from Drosophila willistoni, 2542 nucleotides. Its product is annotated as titin. The record is from RefSeq and is a predicted model, not a curated record. Gene Ontology annotation, cellular component: extracellular region. Gene Ontology annotation, molecular function: chitin binding. NCBI's taxonomy places the organism in Eukaryota, Metazoa, Arthropoda, Insecta, Diptera, Drosophilidae. The coding region runs from base 12 to 2498 and encodes 828 amino acids. The transcript has 3 exons.
CUAAAUUGAAAAUGUGGAAAUCUGUGUGCGUUUUACUCUAUCUAUGCGCCGUAUGCAAUGCAGGACCAUUAGCCGCCUACCAGAAAAGAAAGACAACUCCUGCGAUGGCAAGAGAGGAUCCAGCGAUAGCCGUGACACCCGCCGAGGAAGUAGAAGUGACCGAAAUGGAGGAGUCAGAGCCAAGUCACGUCCAGGAAGCCAAACCCCUCGUCCCGUCCAGCACUCUGACUUUGCCCAGUAAUGCGACAUCGAUUCGCGCCGAUAUAACCGAUAACUUCUCCUGCACGAAUAAGACCUAUGGCUACUAUGCCGAUGUGGAGAACGAUUGCCAAAUUUUCCAUGUCUGCCUGCCGGUGACCUAUGCCGAUGGCAAAGAGAAUAUCUUCCGUUGGAGUUUCAUUUGCCCCGAGGAAACCAUAUUCAAUCAGGAAUCCUUCACCUGCAUGCGUCGUGAGGAUAUGACCAUUGAGUGUGAGGACAGCUAUCGUUACUAUGAGUUGAAUGGUAACUUUGGUGCCCCAGUGGAAGAGGAGAAGAACCAGGAGAAUGAGGGUGAGUCCAAGCCCAUGGAAACUGAGCCCAUGGAGGAAGUGGCUCCAGCUGAAUCGGUUAAGCCGCAACCCGAGAUUGUCAAGCCGGUGAAAGUGGAGAAACCCAAGCGUAAGCCAAGUCAAGGACGCCCCAAGCCAGCAGUGUUCUAUAAGCAGCCCGUGCGGAAGACUCCUGAACAGGAAGUUGCCCAAGCCAGUGAGCCGUUGACUCCCAUCAAACCUCAACGAGUUUCUGUGCCUAUCAAGGAGAAACCUCUUACCCAGAGUCCGGCCCAGUCCCAAUCUCAAUCUCAUCCUAGUAAACCAGUGCGAGGAGACUUUUUCUUGACACAGCGUAAACGUAACAAGCCAUCAAGCACAACGACAACCACCACCACCACCACCAUGAAACCACUGAGAGAGGAACCCAUUACCGUGACCUUUGAAGCUAAACCCACUCUAGAAGUAGAGACCCUAUUCCAAGAACCGCAACCUGUGGUGGUCAAGAGUGAAGAACCUUUGGCCGAGGCCUCUGAGCCAGCAGUUGUUCUGGUGGCACAGCCAGAAGAGAUUCAAACAGAGGAAGAGCAAACGAAACCUGUUCAAGAUGAAGAUCAGGAGAAGCAGGAUGUGCAACUCAUAGAAGCAAUCGAAGAAAUACCCGCCGUCAUAGUGGAGAGCUUGGAAGCUGUUAAGAAACCACAGGCCGAUAAAGAGCAAGAAGACACUAAAGAAGAGUUGAAAAUAAUUGAGAAUGAGAAAGAGGAGCCCGAACAGCCCGAGGAGGAGAAAGAGAUUGAGGAAGAGAAGGAAGAACCAGCUAAAGUUCUGGAAAUUACCAAGGAACCGGAGCAAACGCCCUUGGAACCAGCCAUUGAGGAAUCCACCAACUCCCAAGAAGAGUCGAGCAAUCAAAUUGAAGAGCUUGAGGCACAGAAACCUCAAAAUGCGCCCCAAAGUAUGCCAGCAACUGAGGCCAUGGAACAGCCAAAUCCCUUGGUAGAUGAAAUUCUGAAUACCGACAGCCCCAACAAUGAAGCCCAGCAAUCUCUGGGUGGUUUCAAACCAGUCGAUCCUGUCAUGGCAGCCGAGGCCGAGCAAUUGAUCACCGACUUUUUGAAUACCCUUAAGAAAACGGAAGAGAAAACCGAGACUGAGUUAGCCAUGGAGAUGGCAGAGACCCUGGAUAAAGAGGACAAAGAGAAACCACACGCACACGAGGCGGAGGGAGUAUCGGUUGAAGAGCUUAAAUUGCCAGAACCCGAAAUUGUCGAUAAGAAUGCCUCCGUAGAGGAGCAGCUUCUGGAGGAGGAACAGAAACUGAAACACGAUUCACCGAUUAUCAACAUUAUGCAGUUGAGUCAUCCCGAGGACUAUCAAAUUCCCGUUCAGAUCGUCUCGAUGGAAAAAGAGCCCAUAACCGAGAUCGAUAUCAAGCCACUUGACGACAAAGAAGAAGUGCCAGCUGCCGCAGCCGAGGUGGAGCCCCAAGAGGUUCCCAUCCACAACGAUGAGAAUCAAGAGAGCUUAGCAACAGCUGCAUAUAUGCCACCGAUCAGCAUUGACGACAUCGUAGAACUAGUCAAGGAACGCCUCGAUCAAACACCAAAAACAGAACAAAUGGUUCCAAUGGAGCUAGUCCUUACGCCUGGAGCUGAGGAGCCCAUGGCCCUCAUUCCAAGCUCAGGCCAAAAUCAAAACCAGAACCAAGACGAAGACAAACAGCAGGAAGCCUCUUCCUCUCCGAUUGAGAAGGAGGACAUCAUUUUACCCAUCUAUAAACGGAUUACCAAUGCCGAUUUAGCCAUGGCAAAUUUGCAAACUUUGCCGGUUACCUCCAGCAAAGGGGACACGGAAACGGAACCGGAAAAGCCAUUAGAGCCCCAGCCAGAGGUGCGUGAACCAAAGUCGAAACUAAAAAUGGAUGCUCGCAAGCGUCGUUUCCUUUUCCGUGCCGAUGCCAGCUAAAUUAACUCAACGCCUGUGACUCUCCUCGUUCUCAUCCCGCCCAU